AUGCUGAACUGUCACGGUUCGACUCCCGCUGAGGGUGUUGAUAAAACCGAUGCGAGCUCAAAAUUGCAGUUCACUUCUGUCUGGAUGAGAACCACUUCUAGGAAAGCAAUGGAAAACGAGUUCAUCGUUCCUGGCCCUCUGGCCAGCUACCAUAUUACCAUUUGGGCAACUAUCUUACCGGACACAUCUGGAAAAGGAGGAGGAAAGAGUCCCGCUUCCGAUGUUUUCUUGGCGGUCUCUGCUGCAGGAGUGGUGUCGUUUCCAUGGGCCAACAGUCCAAACGUCUUCAAUAGGCCAGACCUGCCACAAAUUGUAGAACAAUUCGUAAAUUCACCGCGAACAAACAGGUCCUUAUCUACCGGCCGUCCUGAGACCGACAGACUGUGUUUCUCUUUGCCUCCACGGCGCAAUCCCAAACUGCGUGGGUCAUCUUUCGAGCCAACUGCGCAACACAAUAUUCGAGUUCGCCAAAUGGGACAGAACGACGAAAUCGAAGCUUUAAGCUCUUGUGCUCUCGCGUCUAAAGAUGUCUAG
Protopolystoma xenopodis is the source of this 534-nucleotide messenger RNA. NCBI's taxonomy places the organism in Eukaryota, Metazoa, Platyhelminthes, Monogenea, Polystomatidea, Polystomatidae. The record is from the annotation of a GenBank genome assembly.